This is a messenger RNA of Penicillium salamii, 3270 nucleotides long. The record is from the annotation of a GenBank genome assembly. Lineage: Eukaryota; Fungi; Ascomycota; Eurotiomycetes; Eurotiales; Aspergillaceae.
AUGGACUCGAACUACCCGGAUGAUGGCCUCGAGGGGGAUCACUAUGAAGAAUCUUCCAUGUAUCCUGAUCCCGGGGAGGAAGUGGAUUCUCCUUGGCAAACCCAGGAAUCCUUCAAUGUGGGAAGCAUGCUUGCCUCGGUGCUUGAUCCACGUUUGUUCGGUGAUCAACCGGCUCAGCAGCCACAAAGCAUCAACCAAUAUCCAGCCGAAUAUGACACCGAGGAGCAGUUUGGCGCGGACUACCCCCCUCAUCACCAAUACGAAGCCGAGGAAUAUCCUACUGUGCAGUAUCCUCCACUGCCAGGCAGAGGAGCCCAAUCAGAUGAGGAAUUUGUCCUAUCUUCUGCAGACGAAAGCGAGAGCGAGGAGGACGGGCCAGUAGACGACGAUGACGACAGUGAUUCAGGCGCUAGCAGGCGGCGGCGUCGAGGAGGUGGUGGCCGCUUCUCAGGAAGAUAUGGUGCUCGUGGACAGAAGGGCGUCAAGCGAGGACCUCGCAAGCCCAUUGAACCCAGUCCAGAAUUCAAGAUCCUCCACUCCGAGGCUACAUCUGCCUUCAUCGAUGGACAGUAUGACCGCGCCAUCGAACUAGUCAUGCGGGCCAUCCAGAUCAACCCGGAAAUGUACGCAGCGCAUUCCUUGCUCUCAGAGAUCUUUCUUGCCCAGGGAGAAAAUGACAAAGCCUUGGCAGCUCUCUUCAACGGAGCUCACACUAGGCCAAGAGACCCUGGUGUUUGGAUCAAGGUUGCUAAGCUGAUUCUGGAACGUGCCCAAGAUAACCGAGAAUCCGCCUUGCAUGAUGUUGUGUACUGUUACAGCCGCAUUAUCGAGGUGAAUCCUAUGGAUAUUGCUAUUCGGUUCCAAAGAGCGGCUGUAUACCGCCAGCUAGGCCACAAUGGCCGAGCUGCGACAGAGUACGAAAGGUUGCUCAAGGAUCGCCCGCACAGCGCCAAAGCUCUACGCCAUCUCGCAGAAACAUACAUUGAUCUUGGCGAGGUCCAAAAAGCGGUAGAUCACUAUUCUAACAGUAUCGAUUAUUACCUUACUAUCGAUCCUGAAAGCUCUGGGUUUGCCUGGUCUGACAUCAACAUCUACGCCGAGCUUUUUGGUUACCUCAAACAGCCAGACGAGGGACUGUACAAUAUGAAGUUACUGGCUCGUUGGUUGCUUGGGCGCGGUGACGACACAUUGUGGGACGACUUUGAGGAUGAUGAUCGAGAAUGGGAUGCUGAUGACUCGCCUCGGCGUAUCAAAACGGACGGAUUCAUGCCUAACCAAUGGCCUCGGGAUACAUAUGGACUUGGUCUACCUCUCGAGCUCCGAAUCAAGAUGGGUAUCUUUCGCUUGAAGAUGGACGAAAAAUACCACCAAGAAGCAAAGCACCAUUUUGAAUGGCUGAACCCAGAGGACGACAGCGAAGAGGCUCGAAUCUUUGACUAUGGUGAUCUUUUCCGAGAAGUAGCGGAUGCCUUAAAACAAGCCGGCCUACUCGAAGAGGCACUGCGAUAUUACUCUCCCAUUCAGCAGACUGCCGAACAUGCCGACGUCAGCUUCUUUAUGGCAAUGGGCGAUUGCUGUGAGCGCCUGGACAAAGCCGAAGAUGCCGAAAGCUGUUAUCUUAUGGUGGCUGAUCACGAUUCUAAACACCUGGAGUCGCGAGUACGGCUAGCCAAGCUAUACGAGAAACUUCAAAUGACAGAACAGGCAAUGAAAUAUGCCGGUGAGGCUGUUUUGAUCGGCCGUCAGCAAAACCGCACUCGCCCGGGCGGAGGAAGACGAAAGGAUACCAGGCUCGAGCAACUUGCCAUAGAGUUCAAGAUGGCUGAGACCGAAAAGCCAAGAGCAAUUGCACCAAAGCCCCAAACGGAUGCAACACUCAUGAGCGCUGGACGAGCUCAGCCAGGUGAAGGUGGCCGGACUGAGGAUAUUCAAUUCUUGUACAUGAAAUUGCAGGAAUUGUAUCCCUUGGUGCAGGAAUGCGCUGUCGACGCUACUGAAGAUUGGCUUGAUAUUGCUGAUGCUCUCCUGCGAGACUUCCGGGCCAACCGUGCAUUCUACCCCAUUACUCAAACAAUGCGCUUCAUGGGAUACUCAAAGCCCAGAGGCACCAAGUCUGAGCAGAGACACAUGAUUGAUGAGAUGCAAGAGAUGGCGGGCCGUCUGCAGGACAGUGUUGAUGAUUCAGAAGAGCCUUUACCGGACCACAUUCCCACUGAUUAUCACGGAAUUCCUUUCGAUGAAUGGCUUGACAUCUUUAUGCAGUAUUCAUUGGUCGUUACAGAACAAGGAGAGCCAGAAGAGGCCUACGAAACCCUCGACUCUGCAGCAAUCGCAAGUAUCUGGUUCCACUCGAAGCCCAAGUUACGCAUGAUUCAUGUUUGCUGGUUUUCAUGCGCCCUGCGAGCGUCAGAUGAGGAGACCCUAGCUAAUGAAGCCCGCUGGUUCAUCAAAGAAUAUCAGUUUGUCACCGACACCUACAGACUCUUCUCGAUGCUCAGUCUCGUGUCCGGUGAUCCCCAUCGAUCUCUUUUCCAUUCGUCCCCCAACAUGAAAUUCAUGCUCCGGCAAAUCAAGGCCAUGGACUUCACGGUGCCUCAAAAACCCGAUCCACCCGUGCGAGAGUCUGUCUGGAAAGAGCGCGCCACACUCUCUUCCAAGGACGAAGAAGGGAACCCGAUUCCUGCAGGAGAAUUAGACAUCGCCCUCCUGGUGCUCUAUGGCCACAUUCUGUACUCAGGAAACAGUUUCUACCCGGCCCUGAACUACUUCUUCCGAGCAUAUGCCCUAGACGACCAAAACCCAGCCGUCCUCCUCUCCAUCGCGCUCUCCUACAUCCACCACUCUCUCAAGCGACAGUCCGAAAAUCGACACUAUCUAAUCAUGCAGGGACUUUCUUUCAUGCACGAAUACCGUCUUGUGCGAGAGAAACCCGGAAGCCUUCUACCCGAAAGACAAGAGAUGGAGUUCAACUUCGCUCGUGUCUACCACUCCCUCGGCCUAGCCCACUUGGCCGUCGAAAAAUACGAACUGGUCCUCGAAAUAGGCAAGCAGAUCCAGCUCGAAGCCCAGGAAAAGUCCCUCAAAGAUUCUGCCGCUGCCGCUGAUGGUGAUGUGGUUAUGAGCAAUGGGGAUGAGACCUCAACAUCCCCGGCCAGACCUUAUGUUGAGGACUUCUCCCCCGAGGCUGCCUACGCAUUGCAGUGCAUCCAUGUACUCAGUGGCAAUGGAAAGGCUGCACAGACUGUUACUGAAAACUGGCUUGUCGUUUGA